Messenger RNA from Amphibalanus amphitrite, 1830 nucleotides. Its product is annotated as alpha- and gamma-adaptin-binding protein p34-like. Bases 110 to 1039 code for a protein of 309 amino acids. The record is from RefSeq and is a predicted model, not a curated record. The transcript is spliced from 7 exons. Lineage: Eukaryota; Metazoa; Arthropoda; Thecostraca; Balanomorpha; Balanidae.
GAAAUGUUUGUUUAUGUUUAGAUACCCCUACUCAUACUCGGUGAGCUGUGCUGCAAGCAUAUGAAUAUAUUGGCUGGAAAGGACAGGUCAUACUAGGGAAGACUUGUGUAUGGUAGAACCAAAAAUGGUGUCAGACAGUGAGCCAUGUGUCUUCAUCUAUGGUCCAGAGGCCACCAUAGUGAAUAGAAUCAUUCAUUACAUGGCGGGCGCGGGCGCCGAGCGGCAGGCCGUCUCCGACAUGGCCGUCUGCUAUCCGUGGCACGUCGACAACAAGUACUACACGGCCGACGUGCGGCUGUGCCACGUGCAGCGGAAGGGCCUGCCGGACCAGGCGCUGGCCGACCGCUGCGAGGCCGUCAUCAUCUACUUCAACUCGGACGAGGCGAAUGGUCUGGACGAGGUCGACUCGAUCCUGACGUUUACCAAGGAGUUUGAGCCGGACGUGUGUAUGCUGGUGUGUGAGACGUGCAGCGAGAACACGCCCGUCUCGCGGCUCAGAGCUCAGGAGUGGUGCGUCAGCCACGGCUUCGAGCUGGUCGAGUUGUCCCCCGCGGACGAGGCCGAUCCCGAUGACGACUUUCCCGAGACGACGGGCGUGCAGCGGAUAGUACAGGCGCUGCACGCGCACACCUGGUCCAACCUGGAGAUGAAGGAUCACCAGCCUCCAGUGUCCAACAAACUGGUGAACGACGUCACGGCUGAGCGGGUACCGGACAACGCCACCCAGGGCAGCGGGGGCGGGGGCGACGCGGAGACGACGCCGGCGUCCCAGACGGCCGCCGAGGACGCCGCCACCGCCGCCUCUGUCGACACGCUGGUCACGGAGCUGGCCGGUCUGAUGGGCUCCGGCGGCGGCGGCGGCGACCCGUCCGAGCCCGGCGGCGCCGACGACUUUGAGCUGCUGUUCUCCCAGCUGUCAGAGCUGAGGGCGGCCGCCGCGCGCGCACCGCCCCACCAGCGACACGAGAUGGCCGAGCGGGUGGCGAUGGCCUUCCUCCGGUCCAUGGGCGGGGACGAGGACGGGGAGGACUCGGAUUGAGGACUGCUGGGACGGGGAGGACUCGGAUUGAGGACUGCGGACUGCCGGAGGGACUGGUGGGACGGGGACCGACCAGGGGCCGCGGGGGGGGGGGGGAAUCCGCCUGUUAUCUGUGUUUGGAAUGGAGUCAUGUUAUGUCAGUGAUGGAAACGGUGAGAGGUGUCGCUCGUUGAUUGGAUAUUUGUCGUGUUUGGUGAUGGUGCCUAUGGUGCCGCUCAUUGUCCUCGCAAAAUGGUAGGUUUGGCCGUCAUUUUGAUGGGCUAACUCCAAAGCGUUGGUACGGGAGACGAAACUGGACUGGACCUUCCAAACGUUACGUUUUUUUUUAAGUUUCGUAGUAGACCGGACAAUAUUUACUCUGCAACUAAGCUGUACCUUUCUCUCGUAUAUGUAAUUGCUGUUUGAAGGCUUAUCGCUACACCCUGUCUUGCUUUUCGCUGCGCGAGGACAUCCUGUUUUUCUCCGUGUCUUUUGCUCAUGUGUUCAUUUAUUUUUUCCGUUACGUUCAACCACGCAUCAUGUUAUUCUUUGUGCAUGUUCAGCCUCGGAGUGAUGAGUUAUUUUUUUGAUGCUGUAUUGUAUGUUGUGCGAUAAUAAGCUCUAGGAUACUGUUAUACGCACCGUAUAUCGUGUCUGUGAACCAUGCCGUGUACCGGCAAUAUGUCGACCACCUUCGUCGGACCAUAUGUUCCACAGGUACACGUCAGCAAUGGGUAUUUUGUUAUGUCCGGCGGGCUGUGUUAAUACGGUGAGAUGAUACAUAUGUCUGAAAUACACGUGUAUAUCAGUGA